Molecule: messenger RNA, 1383 nt
Organism: Iphiclides podalirius (scarce swallowtail)
Lineage: Eukaryota; Metazoa; Arthropoda; Insecta; Lepidoptera; Papilionidae
Source: the annotation of a GenBank genome assembly
AUGGAGUUUAAUGGUCUGCUAUGCACGCGCGAGCGUUGCCUUCUCCAAAACCUGGGCAAGGUGGACCGCACCCUCGACGACAUAUUCGAGGAGCACCUGCAGAACUUCAACCGGCAGCACCAGCAGGCUACGCGCCUCCAGAAGGAGUUCAACAACUACAUAAGGUGUAUACGAGCGGUGCAGACGGCCUCGAAGACGCUAAUGGAGGCGAUAACAGAGGUGUAUGAGAGCAGCUGGUCGGGCCACGACCUGCUGUACGUGCAGGCGCAGAACAUGGAGAUGCUGUGGCAGGACUUCUCGCACAAGCUCGGCGACCAAGUGCUCAUACCGCUCAACACCUACACCAACCAGUUCCCCGAAGUCAGGAAAAAAAUCGAGAAGCGCGGCCGAAAGCUGGUAGACUACGACGGACAGAGGCACAGUUUCCAGAACUUACAGGCGAACGCGGCGAAGAGAAGGGACGAUGUUAAGGUGACGAAGGGCCGCGAACAACUGGAGGAGGCAAAGCGCACAUACGAAAUGCUCAACUCGGAACUGCACGACGAACUCCCGGCCCUCUUCGAUUCCCGCGUCCUCUUCUACGUCAACAACCUGCAGACCCUGUUCUCGGCCGAGCAGCUCUUCCACUCGGAGACCUCCAAAGUGUUCGCCGAGCUGGAGGCGAUCACGGACAAGCUGGCGACCGACAGCCAGCGCGGCUCGUACGCGAAGAAGCACAACAACGUGGCGCCGCACGCGCAGAACGGCCAGGCGGAAGUGCAGCCGGCGGCGCCCGACUCGCCCGCGCUGAACGGAUCCGCGGGCAGCCCGGCCGGCAGCCCGCCCCCCGCGGCCCCCUCCCCCGCCCCCGCCGCCGACGCCCCCGCCCCCGCCGCCCCCCCGCCGGACGCCGAAUCGCCGCCGCCCUCGCCGGCGCCCCCCGCGACGCCCCCCGCGCGCGCCAACAACAACGCGCGCGCCCAGCCCGAAGUGGACGCGUCGCCGCACGGGUCGCCGCAACCGACGGAGACCGUGAAUAAUAACGUCGACGAAAAGAGCGAGACGCAAAUAGAGACGGACAAGGGGGGUGACAAGGCUAAAGAGAGGGAAACGGAGAAAGAGAAGAAAGACGCGGAGAACCAAAAUCAGAGCAGGAGCGACGAGGUCUACGACAUACCCGUGGGGGCGACGCUGGCGGGGCUGCCGGCGGGCGCGCUGUACCGCGUGCGCGCCACGUACCGCUACACGCGCGAGGACAGCGACGAGCUCUCGUUCGACGUGGGCGACGUCAUCCGCGUGGUCGAGUACGACGACCCCGACGAGCAGGAGGAAGGCUGGCUGAUGGGCAUCAAAGAGUCUACCAACGAGAAGGGGAUGUUCCCCGCCAAUUUCACGCGGCCUAUU